GGGAGUUACAUUAUUAUUUCAAAUCUAUCCAUUUGUUAUCACAAUUUUUUUUUUUGCAGCCAAAUUCAAAGGAGUUGUGCAUCCAAAUAAAAACCUAUCCGCAUCUACAUCAAGUGUCAAUGUUUCAAAAAAAUCAUAUUUCCAAACUUCUCCUUCAAGUCUAAAUGUUAGAACUCCGUUAUCUAACAUUUCAAAUGUCAUGGAUAUUUCCGAUAACAGUUUUCAAUCACGGUUACCAAACAUCAGAUUGAAUUCAAACGGAGUUGUCGAUCGAAAUAAAAGUGUAUCCACAUCUACAUCAAGCGCAAAUAGGUCAAAACAAACAAUGUUACGUACUCCUCCUUCACAUUUAAAUGUUAGCAGUCCGUUAUCUAACAUUUUCAACGUCAUCGAUAUUCCCAAUAACAGUUUUCAGACACCGUUACCAAACAUGAAAUUGGAUUCAAACGGUAACGUACUUGAUUGCUUUUAAACUUUUUAAGUUUUUUUAAAUAUAUGUAAUAAAAUUUAUUACAUCAUCGUCUUUUUAUAUCAUCUCUUUAUCAAUAUUCAUAUUCAUAUAAUAUUAAAAUAAUUAUUAAACAAUUUUACAUUUCUGAUAACCAUUUUUUUUAUAUGAAUCCAAAGGAGUUGUACAUCGAAAUAAAAGCACAUACCGAUCAAAAACAAGUUCAAGUACAUCAAAACAAGCAAUGUUACAACCUCCUCCAUCACAUUUAAAUGUUAGAACUCCGUUAUCUAACAUUUCCAACGCCGUGGAUAUUUCCAAUAAUAGUUGUCAAUCGCCGUUAACAAAUAUUAGACAAUUCUCUGUAUUUUCAAAUGGCGACACAUCCAACAAAUCAUCUACAAUAACAUCAAAAUCGUCUUCAGUCCUGUUAUCUAAUCCAAAUAAUAAAGCAAAGAAAAAAAGGACAAAUUUAACUCCUAUUCCAAUAUUUGGUUUGAGAUCCGAUCAAGACAAAAUCGAUGGUCAAAAUGAGCAAAACAUAUACAACGGUAUAUCAAAAGAUUAUUUGGAUCAUGGUGAUCAGAUUGUUGUAUGCCAAACAUGUUUUGCAAAAUUAUGGAAAGAUGAAUCUAUCAAAUGUAAAAAAAAUGAGAAUCAAAAUUAUUCUUUAUGUUGUGGUUAUGGCAAAGUUGAACUACCAACUUUAAAGAAUGCACCUUCAAGUUAUGCCCAUCUUUUUACAUCGGGAGAUUCUAAAAGCAAACACUUCAUGAAGAACAUUCGUUCUUACAAUUCUAUGUUUUCUUUUACGUCAAUGGGUGGAAAGAUUGAUUCCUCAAUCAAUAGAGGAAAUGCUCCAUACAUUUUUAGACUUAGCGGUCAAAAUUAUCAUAGUAUCGGAAGCCUUUUACCGGAACAUGGGUUAAAACCAAAAUUCUCUCAGUUGUACAUAUACGAUACUGAUAAUGAGAUCGCGAAUAGACGGACAUGUUUUGGUGGAGAUAAUCAACGAUCUACGUCAAAUUCUUCUGUCCUUGAUAAUGAUAUUAUACAAGAUUUGAAGUUGAUGUUGGAUUCAAAUAAUGUUUUGGUUCAGUCUUAUAGAAUGGUUAGGGAUUGUUUUCAUCAAAACCCUCAUGUUGAUAUCAAGUUGAGACUUAUUGGAAGAAGGGACCAAGAUGGAAGGAUAUACAACCUACCAUCUGCUUCUGAGGUUGCCGCUUUAAUUGUUGGAGAUAUUGGUGAUUCAAUUGAUAAUAGAGAUAUUGUUGUUCAAACGUCAUCAGGUUCUCUACGGCGUAUUAGUGAAUUACAUCCAUCAUACCUUCCUCUUCAGUAUCCACUAUUGUUUCCAUAUGGUGAUGAUGGUUACAGGGUUGACAUACCACAUCGAGGUAUUACACCAACAAGCAACAGUAAGAGGCCCAACUGUACAAUGAGAGAGUUUUUUUCUUAUAGAAUACAAGACAGGGAUCAAUAUUUUUCACUAAUUCUUAAUUCAAAAAGGUUGUUCCAACAGUUUUUGGUUGAUGCUUAUACUAUGAUUGAAAGUGAAAGAUUACAUUUCAUAAGGAGCAAACAACAAAUUCUUAGAUGUGAGUCUUAUGAAAAGUUACGUACUCAACAGAACCUAGGGAAUAAAGAUAUAUCCAAUAUUGGACAACGUGUAAUCUUACCUUCUUCAUUCACUGGUGGUGCACGUUAUAUGAUGCAAAACUACCUUGAUGCCAUGUCCUUAUGUAAAUGGUUUGGAUAUCCUGAUUUCUUCAUAACCUUUACAUGUAAUCCAAAAUGGCCUGAAGUUAAAAGGUUUCUUCAUAACACUUCACUAAAUCCAGAAGAUAGACCUGAUAUCUUAUGUAGGCUAUUCAAAAUAAAGCUCGAUGCUUUGAUUAAAGACAUACGGGAAAAUAAAAUUUUCGGCAUUGUUCAAGGAGGUAAUAAAACUUGUAUUUAUUUCUAAUAGUUUUGUUAUAAUGAUUAUUUAGUUUGUUAA
Lactuca sativa (garden lettuce) is the source of this 2447-nucleotide messenger RNA. NCBI's taxonomy places the organism in Eukaryota, Viridiplantae, Streptophyta, Magnoliopsida, Asterales, Asteraceae. The record is from RefSeq and is a predicted model, not a curated record.